Molecule: messenger RNA, 1872 nt
Organism: Durusdinium trenchii
Lineage: Eukaryota; Dinophyceae; Suessiales; Symbiodiniaceae
Source: the annotation of a GenBank genome assembly
AUGUGGCGAGCACUGGUCGCUGGAGCGGUGGUGGCAUGGAGCUCCUGUGUAACUGAGGACUGCGAAGAUGUGAAACUGCUGCAAAGAAAGAGGCAGACGCAGCUGGAAACGAAGACAGAGAAGCUUCAAAAAGAUCCCACAGGCUACCACAAGAUCGAGGGUAAGUCCGUCUAUCUUGUGAUGCCCGAUCGUUUCGACCGUGUGGGCGGACACAGCGCAGGGAACAACAGCGCCUGCGAUGGGAACCAAUGGUGCAAUGGAACUCUGAGAGGGAUCACGGAGCAUUUGGACUACAUUGCAGGAAUGGGCUUUGAUUGCAUUUGGGUCACACCAGUCCCUCUGAAUUACUACGGGCCGGAUGGCCAGAGUGGAUACGGCUAUCAUGGCUACUGGGCACAGGACUGGUUCAAGAUCGACCCGAAUUUCGGCACAGCCGAAGACAUGAAGACUCUGGUGCAAGAGACGCACAACAAUGGCAUGUGCUUCAUUUUGGACAUCGUCCUGAACCACGUGCGGCCCAUUCAUAGCGAAGCCGACUUGUCGGAGGUUCACCCCUUCAAUGAGACCUCCUACUUUCACUUGCUCAAUAUCAGCGAUAUGACCUUCGAUGAGUAUGCCGAGAAGAUGAGUGAUUGGCCGUAUCCGACGCAAGGGAUCGGCGCUGGAGCCCAGUGCUACCUGCAAUUCUUCCCGAAUGGCACGCCGGAUGGCACCAACAACGGAACUUAUUGCAACAACUACCCGGGCAACAACUUUUCGAAAGAUUUGUACUAUGGAGAGGAAGCCCAUGGCCCUCCAUAUCUGAAAUAUUGCAGUGUUGGCAACUAUGACUGCAAAGGAUACAAUGAGGAGGUGUCCAUCAAGGGAUGGUUUUACGAUUUGGCAGACUUGAAUCACACGGUUCCUUUUGUGCAAGAAGAGCUGAAACGUUGGGUGAAGUUCAUGGUGACUGAGUAUGACAUUGAUGGCAUUCGCUUGGACACCACCCCCUACAUGCCGCACUGGUGGCUGCAAGACGUGCAGAAUAUGCUCUUCGACGAGUUGGACAAUCCGAUCCAGAUCAUCGGUGAGGUCACCGCGAGCAACGUGAGCUUUCACGCCUCGUAUCAGCUCAUGGGCGGUCAACGUAUGUUGAGUGGCAUGGAGAACUUCCCUUUGGUUUACACCGCUGUGCCAGGAUACUGUGGUUGGCCGAACAUGCUUUUGUCGACAAUCGCGCAGUUCGAUCUUACCCACCUUCACGAGAUGACACACAAGCAGCUGACCAGCGGCCUAUACAGCAACACUGACUUGCUGAUGAAUAUGAUGGACAAUCAAGAUGAUAUGCCUAUUGCCAGCUUAGCACAUAGCUUGGACGGGAAGUCAGGGGGCUGCUUGGAUGACCGGCAUAUGCGGCUGAACGCUUGGGCCUGGCUCUUUAUGGCUAAAGGCAUGCCAGUGAUCACGUGGGGCGAUGAGCAGGGGAACAAGGUCUUCCGGAAUUCCUUGUGGCAGUUCAACUGGGACACAAGCCCAUGGCAGUACAAACUUUUGAGGAGGUUGAACCAGAUCCGCCACGAGUAUCGCCUGGACAAGACGAGGAUGACGUUGAAGGCGGCCCACAAGGAUCAAUUUGUCUUCUACCGCGGACCCAGACGUGGGAAGGAGAGUGUUUAUGUCUUCACGAACAACCUGCCGAUGACCACGAAGAAAGUGAUCUACAGAGACAGCUUGCCGAAACCUCUCGCAGGUUACGCGUGGAAGGACCUCUUCAGCGCUCAGAAGAUCCAGCGGUUGUCCAACGGCGCUGUGGUGGCGCAUUCUUCGAAACCGUUGGUCCUGGUCAUGAAGCCUUCAAAGGCGGCCACAUUGGCCCAGCAGAUCACCUCUUGA